Messenger RNA from Nicotiana tabacum (common tobacco), 453 nucleotides. NCBI's taxonomy places the organism in Eukaryota, Viridiplantae, Streptophyta, Magnoliopsida, Solanales, Solanaceae. The record is from RefSeq and is a predicted model, not a curated record.
AUGUAUAGGGACCUUAGAGAGUCGGUGGUUGAGGUUAGGCGGGUGCAUGACAGACUAAUGUUUAUUAAUUUGGUGAUUGGUGAGUCCACCCUCAAUGUCGUUAGCGCUUACGCGCCGCAAGCGGGCUUGGAUGAGGAGGUUAAAAGACGCUUCUGGGAGAGUUUGGACGAGGUUGUGCGUAGUAUUCCACCCGCUGAGAGGCUAUUUAUAGGAGGGGAUUUCAAUGGCCUCAUUGGGUCAGUUGCUGGUGACUAUGGCGAGGUGCAUGGUGGCUUCGACUUUGGGGAUAGGAACGGAGGAGGUUCUUCGCUGUUGGAUUUCGCUAAGGCUUUCGAGCUGGUGAUUGCGAACUCGAGUUUUCCGAAGAGGGAGAAGCAUCUAGUAACUUUCCGAAGAUUGAUUGUGAAAACUCAGAUUGAUUACCUCCUCCUCAGAAGGUGUGAUAGAGGGUAG